Molecule: messenger RNA, 3337 nt
Organism: Diachasma alloeum
Lineage: Eukaryota; Metazoa; Arthropoda; Insecta; Hymenoptera; Braconidae
Product: cell wall protein DAN4
Exons: 3
Coding region: 26-2371 (781 amino acids)
Source: RefSeq, a predicted model, not a curated record
UCUUCGGACGAUUGGAUAUACCGCAAUGAUCCUCCUUCUAUACUUCCUCUCACUCCUCACCCUCGGAAGAUGCCUGGACCAGCUGCCCUCAAAACACGAGAUUGAAUCCUCCAUCAACCGGACGAUCGACGAGGUAGAGCGUCUGAUCAAAUCAGACCAAAACCUCCCCCGGCUCUCCCGCAGCCAAAUAGUCGAAAUCCUCCAGAACAUCACAUCCAAGGACAUGGAGAACUACGAAGAGUCCAUCGAGCAGAUGCGCUCCGACUAUCAACGAGCCCUAAUGGUCGUCCUGCCUUACAACUCCAAAGACUCAGCAGGUGAGGACCUCCAGGAUUUGUACACAAAACCGCCAAUGGUUCAGGUAAUCCCAGAUUCCGAAAUAAUGUUGCCAUUUGCAUCGAUCCAAGAGGAACCACUCCCCUCCACCAGAAGCAAUAUCAAUCUGAUUAGUCCCAAGGGGCCGGAAGACUCGAAGAAUCAGGUGUCCGCGUCGUCCCAUGAACACAAGAACCACCGGAACUCGUAUUCGGACGUCAAAGCAGAUGACAAUCCAGAGAAAUUCACAUUGAACCAAAAUAAUCUCUUGAAGAGGAACAAUCAGAAGACUUUUACGACCCAGAAAUCGCAGCUGGAAGUGACGUACAGCACCAGCUCCACCGAAAGAUCAACAACUCCUUCAGAAGAUUAUGUCUCCUCAACGAUCCCAACGACUCGCUCGACCAAUAUCUUGACAUCCGAUCAAUGGAGGUAUAACGCACCUCCAUCCACCACGCCUAGACCUAGAACCGGUGCCCCGCAGCGAACAACAGCCCCUGCAACAGCAUCACCGACCAAGAAACCUGUGAAGACUCCUGCUAAAAGCAAGCCCUUCCUUCCAACCGUGAUAUCAGCUUUCCCGACACUAGGCACCUUCGCAAAACCCGCAUUGAAAACAACAGCAGUCCCUGAAGUAGUGACCUUCAACAUGGCCGACAUGGAGAUGAUGAAUGACGCACCUACAGCUCCUUUGUACGUCACCCCCUUGAGUUCUUCCCCUUCGCAGGGAGCAGCUGCUCAAGGACAGACAACACCGAUGAGAAAGGAAGUCGCUAAUCUGCUUGCAGCUAUCGGUCUUCAGCCAAGUCAAUCCAAGAUCAAGACGGAAGAGGCUUUCGUUGGAUUGCCCCAGAGUGACAUUCUCGGCGAGGACUUUGCGAUCCCAGAAAACAACUUCAUUCCGAGCAAAACGGUCGGACUGACAUCAACCAUCUCAGAUGCACCAUCAAUUGUGCAUCAGAAUACCUUUGAUAACAGCCAAUCAGACCUGCAAAAGGGUGUCAGCAAUCUCUCCCCAGAGCUGCAGUCGUUGUUUCUAAGGUUUGGGCUGCCUGUGUCAGGAAAAGAACCGGACAACGUGUCGGCAACUAGAAAGCCAGAGCCAGAAAUCAGGCGUCCGACUACUGUUGACUCUUGGAAGGCGUUCAGACCUCUACCGACUUCUGAGAUCAAGGACGAAGAAAUGAGAAGCUUUUUGGCUACAUUUGGACUUGGUGAGGUUCGUGAAAAGAAGGCUAUGAAGACCACGACUGAAGCACCUUCUGUGAUAGAAGCUGUUCCUGAUAACAUGAAGAGCAUCUUGGAGAAUAUCGGGUUGAUCACGAGGUCGAGGGCUUCAGGGGAGAUGGAGCUGCAGGGGACGACGGGGAAGCCCCUGCAUGUUUUCAAGCCGCACGAGGUACAGAUCGAUGAUGAGACGCAGAAGAACAAGAUUAAUGAGCUGUUGGAUACAGUCAAACUUGUGCAGGAGGGAAAGGCUGGAGUUGAUGAUGUCCGUAAUGCCGCAAAUCGACUUAUGAAAAGUACGAAGAUUCUUCAGGGUGGACCGGAUUCAGUUAGCCUCGAGGAGAUCCUUCAGAUGUAUAAUCAGGACUUGAGGAACGAGGUGAAGAGACAGGAGGACGAGGAUAACGAACAGGAUGAUCUGGGGGAUGUGGCGAUGAGUGAUUCAAGUGACAAUGAGAUGUCCGCAUCCGAGCCAUCCGAGAGUACAAUGGCCCCGAAUUCAACUUCUCCAGCGGACACUCCACCAGCUCCAGACUCCACUGGAGACUCUUCGGAUACUGCUGGUCGCGUGGUGAAUAGCACCCCGGCAACGCCGAAUUCUUCGUCAUCAACGGAGGGUCCAAGUCUCGAGGACCUCGCAAACUCCUUCGGUGGUACCACAGCAGCACCAGAUCCCGUUUUACCAACACCCAGGCGAUCAGGGUUGUAUUUCCUUGUCGAUUGGAACACCUUCUUAGAGGUCGGUGAGGAAGACAAGGAUAAAGUGAAUCUCAGAUUUUCGCCGAAUGCCGGGGAUAGAGCCAGAUUUAUUCCUGUAGUUGUGCCUUGAUUCAAGAGUCUAAGGAAGUGGUGAAACGUAACGCAACCGGUUUCAACGUUUGAACAUUAACGUAAUCACUUGGUUUUAAGAUUCAUGAACAAUUGAAAAAGUAGAAAUGAUGGGAAUUAAUAGAAAUAAUACUUUAUUGAAAGUUAUGCGACGUUGACGUAUGUUUUAAACAGAUAUUUUUUCUAUAAAAAACAUUGAUAAAAGUCGAUUUUUCUAAAAUAUUUAUAGUAUUGGGAUUGCUUCUAUAAAAUUCAUGCGUGUGAAAUUUUGUCAAGAGAAAAAAAAUAGAAUGAGAAAAAGUGGGAAAUCUUAUACCCAAGAAGUUUCUACGGAAAAACGCCCAAAAGAAUAAUUUAUUUAGAAAAAUCCAAAUCUAUCAACUCUUUUUUAAAGUUCCAUCACGUCCCAAAAAAAAAACAAAUGGAAUUUUUGCAGAAAUUCUGAUAGAACUCCAAUAGAAAAACAGGAAUUCAAUAGAAUUUCUUGGAGAAAAACAUCUCAAUUUUCCUCAUCCUUAACUACGUUUCACCACUCCAUUAAUGAGUUGAUUCCACAGCUGUCGCGGUCACCCAUUGAGUAAUAUUACAUGUAAUGGGGCAAGAAUGUCAGACAUAACGCAACCGCUGAUGGAUUAAUACCAUGGGUCACGCAGGAUUUAUUUGUUAUUUUUGCUCAACGCUGUAAUUAAAUGGAAGAAUAAAAAAAUCAAAGAUUAGGGAUUUCCUUUAGCCGUUAGAGUAUCGAAUGUAAUAUAUUAUUUAGUCUGGAAAGUGUGUAAUUUAACAGUUUAGAGCAUAAUAUGUAAAAUUAUUUAUAAUCACCUCUGGUGUAAUAGAACAUCACGCACGAAGAAAUUUCACAGAAAAACCUUGCGAAUUUUAUUUUCCUAUUCAAUUUAUUCUAUUAAGACAUUUUCUAAAGCAAUUCUUAGACAUAGAUUUACCAAGUUUUUUCCAUUUAAUUUUU